AUGGACAAGAUCCUGAAAGCAUCAUUUUUAGUCCUGGUCCUUCACCUAGCCUGGGUGAGUGGCCAGCAGCAGGAGACACAUGACCAGCAGCAGGUGAGACAAAGUCCCCAAUCUCUGACAGUCUCGGCAGGAGGGACUUCAGUUCUGAACUGCACUUAUGAGAAUAGUGCAUUUGACUACUUCCCAUGGUACCGGCAGUUCCCUGGUGAAGGUCCUGCAUUCUUGAUAGGCAUAAAUUCAGUGUCAAAUAAAAAGGAAGAUGGAAGAUUCACAGUCUUUUUCAGUAAAAGCACAAAAGAGCUUUCCUUGCACAUCACAGAUUCUCAGCCUGGAGACUCAGCCACCUACUUCUGUGCAGCAAGUGCACAGUGCUCUCCAGGCACCUGCAGCCCAUACCCAAACAUGCAGCGGAGGCUCCAGCAAAAGCCCGCUGUGGGGCUGAGCCUGGCAGAGGUACAGAAAGGUUUUCAUUUGCAGGAGCAGGUGACAGGAUCCAUUUUGGGCCAGAAAGUGACUCAAGUCCAAUCUACCGCAAGCACACGGGAGGGGGAAGAAAUCACCCUGGACUGUUCAUAUGACACAAGUUGGAACUUUUAUUAUCUUUUUUGGUACAAGCAGCUUCUUAGUGGAGAGAUGAUUUUCCUUAUUCGCCAGUUUUCUUCUUCUACUCAGACGGAGAGAAGAAGUCGCUACUCUGUUGUCUUUUGGAAAUCAGCCAAGUCCAUCAGGCUUGUCAUUUCAGCCUCACAGCUAGAAGAUUCAGUGAAGUAUUUCUGUGCACUCUGCGAACCCACUCACAGUGUUUGA
This is a messenger RNA of Peromyscus maniculatus bairdii (prairie deer mouse), 807 nucleotides long. The record is from RefSeq and is a predicted model, not a curated record. NCBI's taxonomy places the organism in Eukaryota, Metazoa, Chordata, Mammalia, Rodentia, Cricetidae.